Molecule: messenger RNA, 1370 nt
Organism: Aplosporella prunicola CBS 121167
Lineage: Eukaryota; Fungi; Ascomycota; Dothideomycetes; Botryosphaeriales; Aplosporellaceae
Exons: 1
Coding region: 478-1077 (199 amino acids)
Source: RefSeq, a predicted model, not a curated record
CGGCAUCCCGAAAUUCUCACCUGGCUCCGGCAUCCCAGCUCCUAGCGGCUUACCUGCUCCUCGCGGCUUACCUGUGCCCAGCUCCUUGCCGCGGACAAGCAUUGGCAGGAGGAAGACCGUGACGGAGAGAGACUCGCCAUCAGAGCCGCCGCGCACGCGUACCAUCGGAAGACAGAGAGGAUACAGCGAAGUGGGCGAGACGUGGUAGAUUGGUUGGCCCGGAAGGAUGAUGCGUGAUAGCGUUCAUGCAUUUGCUGCAUGCAUCAUCUGGCAGGGCCUCAACAGGGGACGGGGCAUGGAGAGGCAGACGAUGAGAUAUGAGAGGAUGAUGAUGUACGGAGGACCAGAGAUGGAGAAAUUGAGAGACGGAAGCAGAUGAGAGACACGAAACACCAGCGAUGAUGGACCAAAACAUCGCACAUCAGGACCGAUAACAGCCGACCGACCGAACGACCAACCGACCGCAAGGAGGACACCAUGAAGGAGGAAUCACAUUUUCAGAGAAUUCCCCCAGGUUGUCCUGCUUUGCUCGCACUUUCCUUGCCGAACAGCCACACCAUAGAGCUCUAUACAGCUCGCACAAAUUUUCCUUGGGCUUUUUUAUGUUUGUCUCUUUUGUUGUUUCCUUAUUUUUUACAAAAUGGGGACAUGAACGCACACACCACACACAACACACUCUUUGAACAGUUUCAUGAUACCCCCUCACAACCACACACACUUUACGCACGAUGCAAGCAAGCAAGCGAUUCUCUCGUUACUUUUUUUCAUAUUUUUCUCCUGUUAUUUCGAUUUUCCCUUACAAACAAAGAAACCACUGGGCAGUCGCCCACACUCUCUUCUCUCUCCUACACGUAUACUGCGUGCAAGGCGCUCUCGCCCGCGCAACCGGUCGCUCGCUACCAUGGCUCCUUUGUCAUACUAUAUCUCCUUUUUCCUACAUUUUAUCGGCACGGCUACACCACCAAAAACCAUCGGUCCAACCACGGAAAAACGAAACAAAACAGCGGCAAAGGAAAGACGAAGGAAGCUAGCAGCAAAAGCUCUCGCGGUCGAAAAGUGGCGGCGGCGGCGCGCUGAUCCUGGCUUUCGAUGCCUUUCUCUCUCCCUGCGCUCCCGGUCUCUCGGUCCUCUCUCCUCUCUCUCGUCCUCGGUCACCUUCUUCCUCCUCGGAGUAUCCCACUCGACUCAACCUCUUCCUUUUUUGGCCUUCCGUCUUCCUUUGCGGAACCCCAACCUUUUUAUUGUAUUUUGCUUUUUCUUUCAACGGCGUUUUUUCAGUCUAGUGUGUGCGAGUAUUUCUAACAGUUUGGCACUGCAAUUGAGAAUUAUUUUUACUGAUUCUUUGUUCUUUUGCUUUUUUUUUUUUUUUU